Messenger RNA from Chaetomium globosum CBS 148.51, 1980 nucleotides. RefSeq lists its product as uncharacterized. The record is from RefSeq and is a predicted model, not a curated record. Gene Ontology annotation, cellular component: membrane. Gene Ontology annotation, biological process: transmembrane transport. The coding region runs from base 1 to 1980 and encodes 659 amino acids. The transcript is spliced from 6 exons. Gene Ontology annotation, molecular function: transmembrane transporter activity; acetyltransferase activity. Lineage: Eukaryota; Fungi; Ascomycota; Sordariomycetes; Sordariales; Chaetomiaceae.
AUGGCCGCGACUCAAAAAGAUCAGAGGGAGCUCGCGAAAGCGGCUACUCUCGCCCAUGUCCCGGGGGGCGAAGAAUAUGAGAAAAUGAUUUCGGGCAUGCUCUACGACUCCAUGGAGAAGGGACUAGCAACCUCCCGAUUUGGAGCACGGCGUCAUUGCCAUGAAUACAACAACCACUUCCCUUCGGACCCUGCUGCAACCUUCGACACACUCGCCGAAGAACGUCUGCGGAUGCUCCGCCAGUUUGUGGGCCACGUUGGUGACGAUACCUUCAUCGAGCCGCCGUUCCGGGUCGACUACGGCUGCAACAUCAGCCUGGGGAAACGGUUUUACGCCAACUUCGGCUUGAUCAUUCUGGACUGCGCCAUCGUGACCGUUGGUGAGCGCGUCAUGUUCGGUCCCAACGUUUCGCUUCUGUCGGCGACCCAUGAAACCGACGUGCAGAGUCGGCGUGACAACAUCGAAUACGCGAAGCCCAUCACCAUCGGGGAUGACUGCUGGAUCGGCGGCCACGUCGUGGUCCUACCUGGUGUUACCAUCGGUGAGGGGUGCACGAUUGGCGCAGGUUCCGUCGUCACCAAGGAUAUACCGGCCUGGAGUGUCGCUAUCGGGACCCCGGCCCGGGUUGUCAAGCAAACCGCCCGGCACGGACCAGUAGUGUCACCGAAGAGUACCGGACCGGUCGAAGAUGCGCCCCCUAGCGAGCCCAAAUUUGACCGUGCCACGCUUAUCAAGUUGAUGAGCGCCGGGUUUUGUUUCUUCGUUGCGGGCGUCAAUGACGGAAGCACGGGGCCGCUAGUCCCCUACUUCAUGCGCCAGUAUGGCAUCAACACGACUACCGUCUCCGCCAUCUUCGCCGCCAACUUCUUCGGCUGGUUCUUCACCGCCAUCACCAACACCCACCUCUGCCAAUACUUCGACUUCGGCGCGCUCCUCGCCCUCGGCGCCGCCUGCCAGCUGAUCGGCCAUGCCCUGCGCGUGUGGGACCCGCCAUUCGGCCUGCUCGUCUUCUCCUUCUGGUUCAUCACCGUCGGCCAGGCCUACCAGGACACGCACGCCAACACCUUUGUCUCGCGCGUCCCCGGCGCCCACCGCUGGCUGGGCUUCAUCCACGCCAUGUACAUGGCGGGCUGCCUGGUCGGGCCCUUCGUCGCCACCGCCGUCGCCUCCGCGGGGACCGUCUCCCGCUGGUACUUGUUUUAUACCUUCCCGCUCGCGCUGGGCAUCGCCAAUAUUGCGAUGGUUUUUGUCGCUUUCCGCGCCAACGUCGGUCGCGUAGCGCGUGCGCCGUCAUCGUCGUCGGAUGAUGCUAAUGCUGGCAGUGGUGGGCAGGGGGGCCAGGAAUCGCCGAGGGCGGGCUCGAAGAAUGUCACCGCUAUGGACCUCAUCAAGACCACGCUCACGACGCCGAGCGUGUGGAUUCUGAGUCUGUUCUUUUUCUUUUUUCUUGGUGCUGCCGUCACGGUGGGCGGGUGGCUGGUCGAGUACCUGGUUGUUGUGCGGGGUGGUGAGCUGGCGCAGAUGGGCUACGUGCCGGCGGGCUUUAACGGUGGCUGUUUUUUGGGGAGGUUGCUGCUGGCGGAGCCUACGCAGAGGUUCGGUGAGCGCAAGAUGGUGUUUAUUUACGCUGUGCUGUGCGUUGGGUUGCAGUUGUUGUUUUGGCUGGUUCCGAAUAUCAUCGCCGCUUCCGUUGCAGUCAGCUUCCUCGGCUUUUUCUCCGGUCCUUUCUUUGCUACUGGCAUAUCCGUAGCCUCGAAGCUGUUCCCGCCGGCGAUCCAAUCCACGGCCUUACCCUUUGUGUUCGUCAUCGGACAAGUCGGGGGCUCUGCCUUUCCCAUCGUCACCGGCAUCCUGGCCACUCAUGUUGGUGUGGCUGUUCUGCAACCGAUUCUUGUCGGCCUGUACGUCGCUGCCGCUGUGACUUGGCUACUUGUCCCUGCCCCGAAGUCAACCGCCAAUACUGCCCUACAUCAGGAGUAA